AUGAUAAGGUGAGAUGUACGAUUAAUUGAUGUUUAUUAACGUGUGUAAGAUCAGUUUCUGAACGAUGAUUAGAAUGAAAGAACGAUAGACUAUGAUUGAAUCAAUUAGAGAAUGUGAAGUAAAGAGCGAAUGAGGAAUGAUCUGUCUCUUUUCAUUGGGAUCGUGGGUGAAGACGGCUGUUUCUCUGUAAGAUGUUUUCUAAAAAUUAAGAUUGUGGUCCGAAAAUAAAUCUCAAGAAGUUCAAAGUGUUUUUCAUUUAGCCCCGAUCCUACAAUCUUGGGGGCUCGUCCAAUUGAAAGAGGAAAAUCGAAGAUUACGACGGAAAGACGAUCGGCGGGAAAGUAAGGUUAUCUCACCGGGCGAGGCGGCGCGGCGUGGUACAACUUUUCAUGCUAAUAAGACGACGACGACUAAUAAGACGUAUUCCAAUAAGACGACAACUAUAAGAAAGACGCAAAGAUGGGAAGAAAGGAUAAGAGAAACAGCAGCAGUUUUAAUAUUGAAGACGAAGGACGAAAAGAAUUUAAACAAAAUGGCGGCGACACACAGCAGCAACAGAACACAUUAUUCAUGACGGCGGACCUUAUACCGAAAUUUACCGGACAAGACUCUAAUUACCCUGUACAAAAGUGGAUUCAAGAUAUCGAAGAUAAUGGAUUAAUAUUUCAGUGGACACCAUUACAGCAACUUCUUGUUGCCAGGCGAUCACUUAGUGGGACGGCGCUUCUUUGGCUUAAAUCGGAACGACCAUUCAAGACAUGGCAGGAGCUGGCGGAAGAAAUAUCAAAUGAAUUUCCAUCUACGUGGGAUACAAAAACGGUACAUGAAUUAAUGAGUGCGAGAAAAAAACAGGCGAAUGAAAGCUGCAUUGAUUAUCUACUUAUCAUGAAGGAAAUGGGUAAGCGCGGCAAAUUAGCGGAUUACGUGACUAUAAAGUACAUAGUUGACGGUAUUAUCGAUGAUGAAUACAGUAAGAUUAUGCUAUAUGGGAUUAAAACGUACGCGGAAUUAAAAGAAAAGCUGAAAAUUUAUGAGUUAGUGAAGUCAAAAACAAAGAAAAUUAGUACCAGUCAAGACCGUCAAGAAAAGCCUACAAGUGUAUAUUCGAAUUCAUCUCAUGUAAGAAACACAUUACGUUGUUAUAAUUGUGGUGAUCACGGGCAUGCCUCAUCAAGCUGUCCUAAUAAAGAAAAAGGAGCUAAAUGUUUUCGUUGUAACUCAUACGGACAUAUAGCAUCAGCAUGUGAUUUGAAAAAAACAGGUGCAUCAAAAUUUCAAAGUAGAAGCAUUCAUAAACAAGAUGGCGUCAGCGCAAGCGGCGGCGAUAAGAACGAAAUUGCAUCGCAACAAAUCGGAAGUAUGAAAAGAACGAUGUUCGGAUCUAUCGGCGAAUCAGGUUCCGAUCUGAAGUUUGUCGGUCAAGAUGGCGGCUUAAGAAAUAUUGAACGAAUGAUUGAUUAUGAUUGCAAUGAAGUUUCUAUUAAUCAGUUGACAGAUGACAAGUCUCAACAGGUUAUGAAGAUUGUAAACAAUGACGAAUUAACAAAGAAAAGUGAGGAAAAGCGUUUGAAAAAAAUUGUUUUGAAUAAUAUUGAAACCACAGCGCUCAUGGACAGUGGUAGCGACGUGAAUUUGAUCAACGAGGACGUUUAUUUAUCGAUGUGUACCCCAAAAUACGACAACAAUGUUGUACUCACCGGUCUCGGCAGUGCAAAAGUGAAAACACUUGGACAUUGUAUUGUGAAGUUACGAAUCGACGGGCGUGAUUUUGAACAAGAGACAUUUUAUAUUGUACCUAAUAACUGUAUGCCUUACCGUGCUAUUAUAGGUCGUGCGUUCUUGAGCAAUGUUGUUAUGGUAAUGGAUGAAGGAACAGUGUUUGUUUUUCCGAAAGGUGAAAGUUGGAUGACGAAAAUUAAUUGUUUUUUUUCUACUGUUGAUCUUGUAGGUACAGUAAGUAAUGAAAGUGUGAAAGAUGAAGUAGUGAGGUUAGUUGACAGCUACAAGCCACAGCAAACAAAGGAAGCUCCUGUGGAACUGAAAAUAACUUUGAUGGACGAGACACCUGUUGCACAGCGGCCACGCAGACUGUCACCUAAGGAGCAGCACGAGGUUGACAAGCAGAUACAAGAAUGGUUAAAAGACGGCAUUAUAAGGCUCGAGACGAACAGCAAGCUGUUAUGAGACUGAAACAAGUUUUACAAAGAGCAUCAGAAUAUGGAUUGAAUAUCAACUGGAAGAAGUCGCAGCUGUUAGUAAACAGAGUUGAGUAUCUUGGACAUGUGAUUGAAAAUG
Colias croceus (clouded yellow) is the source of this 2295-nucleotide messenger RNA. RefSeq lists its product as uncharacterized. The record is from RefSeq and is a predicted model, not a curated record. Gene Ontology annotation, molecular function: nucleic acid binding; zinc ion binding. NCBI's taxonomy places the organism in Eukaryota, Metazoa, Arthropoda, Insecta, Lepidoptera, Pieridae. The coding region runs from base 460 to 2184 and encodes 574 amino acids. The transcript is spliced from 2 exons.